CUGAACCACCAAGUUGCUCGCUUGCGCCAACAACGCAGCGAGUCCGAACAGCGAUUGGCAGGAUUUGAGCGACAGCUGCAAGGUAUACGGGAUUACGCCCAACAGCGACGAACGAAAAAGACGAAGCGAGAAAAGCAAUACAACCAUUUUUAUUUCGUGCCUGUCUUAUCGAACCAGUACCACAAAAAAUAUGUGCGAGCACAUGACAAGAAUGCAUUGGCCGAGGAGCAGGUUGUCCAAAUCCGAGAACAGAUUGAAGCCUGCCAAGAAGCUGUGCGUCAAGCAGCGCACCAGCUUGGGCGGAAGCAGCAAGAGCAUGAUGCGCAAAUGGAGCAACGGCAUGCUGUCCAUGGCCAAGUGGCUGAAGCAGACCAGUGUCUAAAUUAUUUACAUCAGGGCCAGCAAUUCUGGGACCAUUUCGAGCAGUAUCAGGCUGCCGUUGUACUCGAGUCGUGUGAUCGACUCAUUGAACGUUUUCGGAGCAACAGCGGUGAUCAGAUUCAACAGCCUUUGUUAUUUUCGCGUCGCCGGUCUUCUUCUUCUACUGCUGCAUCACCACACCGAGAAGAAGAGCGUGAUUGGACAGUCAUUUUUAGGACGGUGUGUAAAGAAUAUGGAGAACGCGAAGCGUUUGGUGCCGAGAAAUGGGACCAUGUCGAGGUCGAUUUUGACUGUGCCCGAUGCAAGCAAUCCCUCGUCGGAUGGCCCACACCAGAUAAAGUGCACACAUCUGACCUAUUGUGUGCAGUGUGCUACCAGGAAACGAGGACCAGCAUGAUUAUGGAGAAGAAAAUGAAC
Molecule: messenger RNA, 798 nt
Organism: Zychaea mexicana
Lineage: Eukaryota; Fungi; Mucoromycota; Mucoromycetes; Mucorales; Lichtheimiaceae
Exons: 2
Source: RefSeq, a predicted model, not a curated record